Messenger RNA from Lithohypha guttulata, 1308 nucleotides. RefSeq lists its product as uncharacterized. Gene Ontology annotation, biological process: D-sorbitol catabolic process. NCBI's taxonomy places the organism in Eukaryota, Fungi, Ascomycota, Eurotiomycetes, Chaetothyriales, Trichomeriaceae. Bases 1 to 1308 code for a protein of 435 amino acids. The transcript has a single exon. The record is from RefSeq and is a predicted model, not a curated record. Gene Ontology annotation, molecular function: L-iditol 2-dehydrogenase (NAD+) activity.
AUGGCGAACAUCAGCAAAUCUGAAAAUCCUUGCGUCCUGCUUCAUGGUCCAGAAUCAGCAUGCCUAGGCACAAUUCCGGUUCCAAAGCUCUCAGACUAUCCUGCAGAUCACGUACUCCUGCAAAUAGCCUACACUGGUGUAUGUGGCAGCGAUGAACACUUCCACCUCCACGGCGGUAUUGGUAGCGACAAGCGAAAGUACGCGCAGUAUUACGUCUCGCAACCUGGUAUUGGCAAGGACAGUUCAAAUGGUCUUGUCAUGGGUCAUGAAGCAACAGCGACCGUGUAUCAGAUCGGUCCAGCAGUCAGAUCUCUUAUCGUAGGAGAUAAUGUUGCUAUUGAACCAGCAAUCCCAUGUCGAACUUGCAUUCGAUGCGCAGAAGGCAUGUACAAUCUCUGCUUCGAUAUGCGCUUCGCUGCUUCUUUUUACGAGGAUGCAGAAAUCACGACGACGGUGACAAACAACAACGGACAGGCAACCAAAGUCCCAUUUAUACGCAGCACGCCUGGCACGUUGUCAGAAUACUACGUGCUUCCGGAAUCAUUAUGCUACAAACUUCCCGAACACAUCAGCCUCAAGGAGGGUGUGUUCAUCGAACCUCUUGCCGUUGCAGUCCACGCUGUCAGACUAGCGGGCAUCAAUCCAAUGACAAAAUCUGUCCUUGUGACGGGAGCAGGCACCAUCGGUCUCGCACUAGCAGCGAUAGCCUGUUCAUAUGGUGCUAACAAGCUCAUCUUGGUCGACAUAGACGAUAAAAAGCUCAGCCUUGCAAAAGAAUGGCUCCUCGGUAGUGGCCACGAGAAUGGACAGAUGUCAGGAACAGCAAUCAAUACAGCAACAACGGUACAUACCAUCAAUUCCUCGCAUAUUGGCAACAGUCCAGCUGAAACAGCCACGACCAUCAAACAAGACGAAAACAUCAACACAGGCACCGGCGCUGACGCCGCAAUAGAAGCCACCGGCUCCCCUCUAGCAACACGUCUAUGCAUCCACGCCCUGCGACCAGGUGGACACAUGGUCCAAACAGGUCUAAGCAAGACCGCAGCUAUGGACGGCUUCCCCAUCACGGACCUAAGCGAAAAAGAAAUUCACCUCCACGGAGCGUUCCGGUACAAAAGCGGCGACUUUGAGACGGCACGGGAUCUACUCGCGCGAGGAGUGAUUAGAAACGUCGAGAGAUUGAUAAAUAAGGUCUGGGAAUUUGAAGAGUUUGAGGAGGCUUGGAAGGCGACUAGGGAUGGAAAUGUUGGAGGACAAGGUGUGAAGAAUUUGAUUAAAUGUCCUGGAUUGCGGGAGGAAAGUGCCUAG